Molecule: messenger RNA, 1711 nt
Organism: Paramecium pentaurelia
Lineage: Eukaryota; Ciliophora; Oligohymenophorea; Peniculida; Parameciidae
Source: the annotation of a GenBank genome assembly
AUGAGUAGCCUUUUUUCUAAAUUUGUAUCAUUUGUAAUGGAUGACAAACCUCAACCAUAAAAUUCAGUUCUGAAUGCUUUUAUAAAUAAACCAUAAAAAGAAUAGAGUGAAAGUGAGAAUUCUGAUGAAGAUUCUAGUAAUUCAGAACAUGAGGAAAAGAAUUCAUAAGAAGAAGAUGAAGAAGAAGAAGAAAAUGAAAAUGAGGAAGAAGAUGGAAAUUCUGAAGAAAGUUAAGAAGAAGAAAUCUCCAGAAAUGAUUGUAAUAGUAAAUCAGAAGAGAGUUCCCAUGAAUGUAAUUAAUGUUUAGAGGAAGAAGAAGAAGAAGUAGAUAAUGAAUUAGAAUUAGAAUUAUGGUAUUGGAAUAAAAUAUAAUAAGAUAACUAAUAAAAAGAAAUUUAAAAAUAAUUAUUAGAUGUAUUGUUAUAUUUAUUAUCUAGAUUACUUUAAAUUCAUUAUUGCAUUCUGAAACUUUAAUAUAAUUACAUCAUUAAUAAAAGUACAAUGAUGUUAUUGAGUCUAUAAAUGAUCCUUAAUUUCAAUUAGAUUACAUCAAUUUUAUUUGGCAGGAUAUAUCUGAAUCUUAAAUCUUAGUCAAGCAUAUAGAAUUAUUGUGUAAACAUAAACCAGAAUAGGUACCUAAUUUUUUGAGAUCUGGUAAAUAUCCAAUCUUUGACUCUAUAUACUUAACAAAAGCAUAUAAUAUUUAUGAGGGAACUGCUAUUUUGUUAGAAAAAAUGAACAAGGUUGAUGAAAGCAUUUAAAUUUAUUUAGAAUUUAUGGAUGACUUACUGAAAAGAUAUUUAAGAGAAAUUAUUAGACUACCUGUACAAAUAUCAAAGAAGAAGAAAUCAUAUUUAGUAAUUACUACUCUUAGUCAAUUAAUAUCUACUUUACAAUAACUAUUAAAUAAUAUGAAAAUACUUCUAGAUAAUAAUAAAUUACAUAAUAAUAUAGAUAUUUUAUAUUUUUAAGUAUUUAAUCAAAUUAUUGAUUGGUAAUAAAUGUUGUAUUAAGCUUAUAAAUUAGACAAUACUAAAAUUGAAAUAUUAACAAUUAUUAAUCAUUUUAGAACAAAUACUCCAGAUAUUCUUAUUAAAUUAUUAUAUUCUACAGAUGUUGAAUUAUUUAUUGAUGAAUUAAUUAAUAAUUACUCUAAAUUAAAUUUAGGAUUUCAAUUUUAUUGUUUCAGAGCUGUUUUCUUGGAUUUCAAUUGUUAUUAGCAUAUUUUAAGAUUAGGCAAUCUAGAAAUUAAUAAAACAAAUAGCCUUAUUAAAGAUAUACUCCAUAAAAAUAGAAAUUAAGGAAAAAGAGUAGAAAUAAUAUGUUAAUAAUGCUAAUUAUUAGGACGUACAAUUAUUGAUUAGAUUGGAGGUUAUAAAAACAGUUAUUUAUAGAGAUUGAAAAUGUAGUGACAUUUAAUUGUGGCCAUUCAUAUCAUAUAUCUUGUUUAAAGAACUGGAUUUGUUAAGCAUGUUAAUAAAAAAUCAGUGAACUCUUAGUAUAGGUUCAACACAUUAUGGCUACAAAGAUGAACCAACUGAAAAACCAAUAAUAGUUGAAUUUAAAUUAAAGAAACCAGAAACAAGAAGAAAAAUUAAUCAAUCAAAAAUCAAUAAUUACUAUUAAUGAAACUAAUUAAAAGAAAAUAAUAAUAACAAGAUUACAAACAUAUGAAUUGAGAAAAUUAAAUGAAAAAUUAAAAUUUAUUUGA